UAAACUGCCCCACCGACAUUCGCUUGGGGCAGUCUGGCUGCGCGGGCCAAUCAGCUGCGGCGAGAAAUUUUAGGGCACACCGUCAAUUUCGCAGGCAGAGGUUAUCUGCGAUAGGUGCCGGUGAUGCUUCAAUUUUCUCUUCCAUAUUCCAUCCAUCCGACAAUUCCAGUCCACGACAAUCAAGAUGCCUCCUAAAACCAAGAAGACCGCCCCUGCCCAGGAGAACGUCUCCCUCGGCCCUCUGGCUGGAGAUGGCAAGCUCGUUUUCGGCGUCGCCCGUAUCUUCGCCUCUUUCAACGACACCUUCGUCCACGUUACCGAUCUCAGUGGUCGCGAAACCCUCUGCCGUGUGACCGGUGGUAUGAAGGUCAAGGCUGACCGCGACGAGUCCUCCCCCUACGCUGCCAUGUUGGCUGCUCAGGAUGUUGCUACUCGCUGCAAGGAACUGGGCAUCAACGCUCUCCACAUCAAGAUCCGCGCCACCGGUGGCAACGGUACCAAGACCCCCGGUCCCGGCGCCCAGUCCGCUCUGCGUGCCCUGGCUCGUUCCGGUAUGAAGAUCGGACGUAUCGAGGAUGUUACUCCCACUCCCUCCGACUCUACUCGUCGUAAGGGUGGUCGCCGUGGUCGUCGUCUGUAAACGUGUGCAGACGCUUUCCAUACAUGGAAUGUGUACCAGGCUGUUUAUGUGCUGGGACUGGUUUUAUGUAUGGACAACCUGCAGGCCUUUUGGCUGGCAAUUGUGGAUGGAAUAAACGCGAAGAACGGCAGUUCCGCCUGGUCUUCAGAUUUCCUUUUUACACAAAAGUUGACUUUACAUGGGUAUUUAACGGUCUGCUAGUUUAUGAUGUACUAGCUGCUGAUUGAAUGAAUGAAAGUACACAACUCUCUUACA
Talaromyces proteolyticus is the source of this 895-nucleotide messenger RNA. RefSeq names its product 40S ribosomal protein S14. Gene Ontology annotation, cellular component: ribosome; cytosolic small ribosomal subunit. The record is from RefSeq and is a predicted model, not a curated record. Gene Ontology annotation, biological process: ribosomal small subunit assembly; maturation of SSU-rRNA from tricistronic rRNA transcript (SSU-rRNA, 5.8S rRNA, LSU-rRNA); translation. Lineage: Eukaryota; Fungi; Ascomycota; Eurotiomycetes; Eurotiales; Trichocomaceae. The transcript has 4 exons. Gene Ontology annotation, molecular function: small ribosomal subunit rRNA binding; structural constituent of ribosome; mRNA 5'-UTR binding. Bases 185 to 640 code for a protein of 151 amino acids.